Molecule: messenger RNA, 4459 nt
Organism: Oryzias melastigma (Indian medaka)
Lineage: Eukaryota; Metazoa; Chordata; Actinopteri; Beloniformes; Adrianichthyidae
Gene: glis1a
Product: zinc finger protein GLIS1
Exons: 9
Coding region: 356-2116 (586 amino acids)
Biological process (GO): regulation of transcription by RNA polymerase II
Cellular component (GO): nucleus
Molecular function (GO): DNA-binding transcription factor activity, RNA polymerase II-specific; RNA polymerase II cis-regulatory region sequence-specific DNA binding
Source: RefSeq, a predicted model, not a curated record
CUAAACCUUUAUCACAAACAUGCACGGUUGCGUAUCAAAUCCCUUUCAAAGGUGGGGGGCGGGGGCCCACGCCCCCCUGUGAGUACAGUGGGAAGAACAGCCCGCGCGCGCAUCCAGCGCGAGCGCGAGACGAGGAGCAGCUGAAAGUUGAAUGAGUUGGACUCAAACGGCAGGUUUUCGGUGAUGACUGCCACCCGGACACUUAGUGACGAACCAAAGCCACCAACCGCAGCUUAUUCCUCCCACCUGAACACCUCUGAAUAUGCUGUGGACAUCUCAUUCUCUUGAGGAUUUCUUCAAUCUUUCCAGAAUUGUCAGUAUUGGGCUCCUUUUCUUGCAGUAGUGAGGGAGUAGCAUGUGGCCCCCUGAUGUUGGGCCUCCAGAUGUGCAGCUGACUCUUCCUUGUUUCGGAAGUGUGUUUGAGGAUGCAGAGGAUCUCCAGUCUCCACUGUCCUCUGGUGGAUUGUGCCAGCCAGCUAACCACCCUGGAGGCCUGUGCUGCCUCAGCAGGACGUCGCUGGCUCUGUCCUCGCUGGGGUGUGACCUCACCUCCGUUCUCAGCUGUAAGACAGCUGGACCCUGUGUAGAAAAGACUAGGGGGAACCUCGGAUCCACAGCUCAAACAGAGAGCAAAGGCAGCACCCACAGGUUCAGCAGCUACCCUCCAUCCCCCCUUCCGGUGUCCCACAUGCUCUCCAGCUGUGCCAAAACGUCUUCCAUUGGCUCUCCUCCUGCCACCAUCUCCUCUUCCUCAUCCUUCUAUCUUACCUCUUGCUUACCUGUUUCUGCUCACCAGCAGCAACACACUCUGCAAAACUCCAUCAAACAAGAACAUUCAGAUGAUUUCCCGCCAUGUAAAGGGGAACCAUUUCAGUUUAGCGGCCAGCAGGGAGAGCUGUUUCAUCUGUGCCAGGCUAUGAAAGGUCAGAGGGGUCAGGACAGCAGCCACACCCCUCUUCACUCCCCCAGGCACAACGCGAGUCCAGGGCAAGAGCUCAGCCUGGAGCAGCUGGAGCAGUCAUGUCACUGGAUUGACUGCAGCGCCACCUACAGCAGCCAGGAGGAGCUGGUCAGGCACAUCGAGAAGGUUCACAUCGACCAGCGUAAAGGAGAAGAGUUUGCGUGUUUCUGGGCCGGCUGUGUGCGGCGACACAAACCUUUCAACGCUCGCUACAAACUGCUCAUCCACAUGAGGGUCCAUUCUGGAGAAAAACCCAACAAAUGCAUGUUUGAGGGAUGCUCCAAGGCCUUCUCCCGUCUGGAGAACCUGAAAAUUCACCUGAGGAGCCACACGGGGGAGAAACCCUACAUCUGCCAGCAUCCUGGCUGCCUGAAAGCCUUUAGCAACUCCAGCGAUCGGGCCAAACACCAGCGGACGCACCUGGACACGAAGCCGUACGCCUGUCAGAUCCCAGGAUGCACCAAGCGUUACACCGAUCCCAGCUCACUAAGGAAGCACGUCAAAGCUCAUUCUCAUGCCAAAGGCCUGCAGGAGAAGGAGGUCAAGGUUCAGGUCCACGCAAUCCUGGAAUCAGAGAUCUUGAGUGAUUUUCUGGCAAGGCAGCAUCUCCACAGCGCCGUGUCCUCCUGUCAGGAGAGCACCUUACCUUUUGGAGACGAGUUCACAGGUGUUUUCUCCAACAGUAGUGUGACUCAGAACAGGGUGAAUCCAGACUUCCUGGCUCCUGCAGCAGACACCUGCUCCCAGUAUUCCGGCUCGGAGAGGAACUUUGAUGCCAACAAUCCCAUAUCUUCCUUAGUCAGCCCAGGAAGCGGCAGGUACAGACCAGUGUCUUUGUUUGAGUCCACUGACGUGAGUGUGCUGAGCCCCCCCAUGGACAGAGGCAACGUCCAGAAAGUCUACAGCCACCAACAGCCUGUGUUUUCUCAGCAACAAGACUGUCUGUACGCAGAAGGAAAGGUGGCUCCAGCAGUCCGAGAUGGAAGCUUUGAAAACUCCACUUCUCACUCUGCAGGAUUGGACUUGCUGCAUGACCUGCAGGGACAGGCGGGAGGCAGGUACCCCAUGUCUGCCUGUCCUGAGGACGGCUUCUUCUUCCAGGCCGGAGGGGUCGACCGCUGCCUCAGUCAGAUCUUCUCCAUCUACCUGGACUGAUGGUGGAUGUCCAAAGACCAAGCACAAAUGUUUUGGGAAAAACUGGACAGAAUCCUACAGCAACUGACUGUUCACCAAGUAGAAGACAGAGACUGGAAGAUUGAGGGUUCAAAUCCACAGUCGGGUCAUACCAAAGACUUUAAAAAGGGACCUAAGACUCUAAAAUGGGCCUCCCUGCGUAACACUCAGCGUUAAACGGUUGGAUUGUGAGGGUUUCUAAAUGCAGGUGUGUCUGCAGCCCAAUGCUCCCCCGGGCAUGGGUCAACAAAUGUCUCACAUCUAAGUGUGUGUGAUAAUAUACAAUAUUGAUUUCAGAAAUUUAUAGCAGCAGCAGACACUUUAAAAAAUGACUGGAGGCAAAAGAAAACAAGCAAACAUGAACGAAGAGAAAUGUUUAGAGGAUGUGUGUAAAUAAGAGAAAAUACAGUAAAUAAUGGAGCAUUUAUGAACUCAAUAGAAAGAUUUACACUUUUUCAUUUCUCCUGCUCUUACACUGCCAAAGUCAGACAAUAAAGAACACUAUUUUUACAUAGCAAAACAAUUCGUAGUGUAAUACAGGUUGAGUCAGUGUGUCAUCAGCAUGAAAAAGGCCUCUAAAAAGUCUGUUUCUGUCUAAAGGAUUGUUGUUUAAUCUCCAGCGUUUCCAGUGUGUCCCAAAACUGUCUCUGAAACUUCACUUUCAUUACAUCGAAACUUCAAAAGUAUACAUUUGGAAACAAGAUGGUCCGUCUUCAACUUCAAGACUAAUCAAUGAACUUAAAAGCCGUAUUAUCUGAUCUAAAAUUGAAAUGAACAGGUUAGUAAUGAACAUUAAAAUUGUCGGUAAAGGUUCUCAUUCAUCCGCAUGAUGUUGUCUUUAUGUUGAGUCAUGGCAUCUAGACUUCAAAUCUUCUUUCUUUAAAGGUUUCACCACUCAUCCAAGUGCAGAUGUGAUGACUCGGCAUCAAGACUGAGUCAGAAAUUUAACUUUACUGAAGAAAGUAGAGGAUUUUUACCUUUUUUGGUCUCCAAAUUGGUUUGUUGUAGAUGUGAGUUUAUUAAAUGAGCGGACAUCAUUAAAAAUAAAUAAAUAAAUAGAUGCAGCAGUAAAGUAAGUCAACACUGCCCCCUAGUGUUUCAAGGGCUGUAGAAGGAAAAGUUCUCAGAAUCAAUCUUUUUUCAAAACUGAACUAAAAUCUAUUUAAAAAGAAAAAUGCACUACAACCUUUUUAAAAACACGUUUUUACACUCUAAUCUUAUUUUUAUGUGUCUUUGUUUUGGCGUAUUGUUUUGACUUUAUGGCUACAUUUUCAGUAUUAUUUUCAUUGAAAAGAAGAGUGGACCGUUUACAAAUAACUUUUCUACACUCCAUCUUCAAGUGAAGACUGUAGUAACAAUAGGAAAAGUUUACACUGAUUUUGUAGCAUUUUAUAGAUUUCCUACUAUCGUUUUGUAUGGAUUACAUAAAAAUGAUGUUUUUUCAUAUCUAAAUAAAGAUCAAUAUUCUUCUUAAAUUUCCAGUAAUGUAUUACUUUUGCCGAAUUUCACUACUUUGUAUAUUAAAAGACAAAAAAAGUAAACACUGAGUUUGCAACAUGUGAAAUCUGCUUGUGAUUUUGCCUCUUGAAGCAGCAUUCUCAUGUUGUUUACAAGGGAUCCUAGUCUGUAAGUGCUGCCAUCUGCUGGUCAAACACGUACACUUUCCUUGUAAGUCAGUUGUGGUGAAGGCUAGAAAACCCUGUUGGUGCAUCUCUCUCUCUGAAAUGACUUAGAAGAAUGUAUUAUAAAUUAAAAAAUGUUACCACAACUGAGAGAAAAGACCCCCCCCCCCACCUCAAAAAAAAAAGGCAAAAAUGAUAACAUGGAGCUUUGCAAUUGUAUGUCUUGUCAUAAUUUGUUCACAUUUCUAAUGAUAUGGUAGUAACAUGUUUGUCUUUUCUUUAUUUUUUUUUAUUUAUUUAUCCUUUUUUGAAUUCUAACAACACAAAGGGGACUGGGAACAAAGUGACUGACUGCCCUUAAACCAGGAGUCCCCAAACUACGGCCCGGGGGCCAGAUCCAGCCCGUCUCCACAACAUUUGGCCCGGCCCCCCAAACACAAUCAGAGACGCAUAUUAAUGUAUUUAUUUUUCUUAAUCUGGUCGAUCAAAACCCACUCGCGACUUUUAAUUCCACCCCUCUGCAGUCUGAACCAUGACGGGACAGGAUAGAUAAUUAUUGGUUUAAUUUUUAAAAUGUUUCAGUAUUAUUUUUUUGUGAAGAUUACAGAAAUUAAUUAUUUAAAAUGUGUCUAUGUGUGGCUUUCUGGAAAACCAUAAAUGUUUACGUUUGUUACCCUUUUUCUGUUAGUCUACAAACCGACCC